Molecule: messenger RNA, 3370 nt
Organism: Asterias rubens (European starfish)
Lineage: Eukaryota; Metazoa; Echinodermata; Asteroidea; Forcipulatida; Asteriidae
Exons: 8
Coding region: 1075-2004 (309 amino acids)
Source: RefSeq, a predicted model, not a curated record
AGGAAAUUGGAAUCUGAAGAGGGUGCCAAAAUUGUACUGCCAGACUCUUCUGUGAAGACUAUCCAUGGAACAUUGGCACAAGUCUCGUAAUGCCAGUGACCAGUGAAGUGACUGAGGAAGAACAAUGGUUCACCAUAGAGCUUAAUUCACCAUUGCAGUUUUUGUUAAUGAUAUCAGAGGCGUACAAGGAAGGUCUAAUUUCAAAAAGUGAACUUACAUUCUUUUUUACUUCUUUUUUAACUAAAAAUAAUGAGUAAACGAGUUUAUGUAACAUAUGUAGCAGAAGCACAGGAAAGGAAAACAUUGAUGAAAUUUGAGCAGGGAGAUUUGGGCAAUUUCAGCAGCAUAACCCAAAAAAUUAAAUCAAAAUUUUCUCUCCCAAGUGAAAAAAAUGGGCCAUAUGUUGAAAUAGAUGACAUGGACGAAGACAUAUUAGAAGAUAUCAUUGAUCUGAAAUUUUCUGAAAAGUGCAAUACAUCAAAACACACUUUGGGGGAAUGUCUACCCAGUAGUCAAACAAUCAAUACCCUUGAGAGAUCUGCGUCUUCUGAUUCAGCAAACUCAUUUGCCUCCACCAUUGACUAUAUGAACAACUCGCCUUGAGAGAUCUGCGUCUUCUGAUUCAGCAAACUCAUUUGCCUCCACCAUUGACUAUAUGAACAACUCGCCUUGAGAGAUCUGCAUCUUCUGAUUCAGCAAACUCAAUUGCCUCCACCAUUGACUAUAUGAACAACUCGCCUUGAGAGAUCUGCAUCUUCUGAUUCAGCAAACUCAUUUGCCUCCACCAUUGACUAUAUGAACAACUCGCCUUGAGAGAUCUGCGUCUUCUGAUUCAGCAAACUCAUUUGCCUCCACCAUUGACUAUAUGAACAACUCGCCUUGAGAGAUCUGCUCUUCUGAUUCAACAAACUCAUUUGCCUCCACCAUUGACUAUAUGAACAACUCGCCUUGAGAGAUCUGCAUCUUCUGAUUCAGCAAACUCAUUUGCCUCCACCAUUGACUAUAUGAACAACUCGCCUUGAGAGAUCUGCAUCUUCUGAUUCAGCAAACUCAUUUGCCUCCACCAUUGACUAUAUGAACAACUCGCAAAUCUCAUCAAGGAGUGUCAGCCCAUGCAGAUCUUCAACCAGUAUUUCAUCAGAUGUGUCUGAGCUGUCACCAUCAACUAGCAAACCAACAGAAUCGGCCAAGCAGGUGGUGUUUGAUGCUAAAAAGAUCUUGGAUGGACACCCAAAGGGACACGCAAUUUUGGAAGAAUACAACAAAAAUGGGUACAUCUCUCCAGGGUCAAGGAUGUGUCUUGUCAGCGUACUAGUUGCUGAUCUAGUGGGAAAGUGUGGAAAAGAGGAAAUGUACAUUUUUGGCCUUUUCCAAAACCAAAGUCCAACGGAGAGAAGUGCUUUCGGUAUUGAUCAAGACUUCCAAUCAACGCACAGUGACGCCUCAAACUGCUUGCUGCGAAGAUGGGUUGGUCAUGCUCAUGCCCUUCUUGCAUAUGGUUCAAACUGCAAAUCUGAAGGAGUUCGCAUGAUUAUACAGGACUACAAUGCACAAAUCAAAGAGUCAAGUGAUGAACUGACAGCACUCUAUGGUUUCCUUGUAUUGCUGCGUUUGCUGCCAUCAUACAACACAAAGAAAAAGGGCCGUACUUCCUGCCAGGAUGUUGAAGAUCUGCUUGUAAAAUUCCAUGAGGUAGGCACCUCAGCUGCAGAUGCUCUCAAGGAUGGGGCUACAAAGCAACCCACACUCUUAGCAUUUGGAUCUAAAACGAGCAUUGAGCAGAUCAUCUUGAAAAUUGAAGACUACGGGUUCACUCUUCCUUCGUCAAACAUUGUACCUGCUGUGGAUACACUCUUCAAAAGUCACUAUGUCUUCAACUUGGAGUACUCGGCACAAUUAGAAAACUUCUUUGUAUACCUCCAAUCUGAACUUUACGGUUUAAAGUUCAAGGGAAAGAUGUCAACUCGUAUAACAGAAAUUACUAUCGCAAUUAAAGCACAAUAGACAAACAAUAGUUUGUUCACCAUCAGGACUGCAUGUCAUUGAUGUUUACAUGUUGAGAUGUUGAAAUUUUAGGCCUAUGUCUUUAUAAAAAUAGAGUACAUGUAUACUCAUGCCAACUAGCUAAAUUGGUUAUAAGUACAACUGUUGAAGGGCUUAUGCAACCAAACCAACAAUUUUUAAAGUUGCUCAGAUGUUUUUUUUUUUCACAUGUUGAGAUGUUAAAAUUGUUUGGUUUUUGUUGAGAUAUUUUGAACAAAAAAAAAGACAGCAUAUCGAAACCUUACAAAAUCAUCAGGUGAGAUGUUUUGAUUUUUCAUAUGUUGAAAUGUCGAAAUUGUUUUUAGUUAAGAUGUUAAAACUGUUUGACUUGUUGACAUAUGUUGAUGUUGCUGUCGCUAUCUUUUAAAAAAGAUAGCAGUGAUCAAAACCUAAAAGCAUUUAAUUGGUCCCUUGAAAAAUGAUGUAAUUCUAUGCAAGUAUUGUAAACCAAUCACAGUAAACCCUGUAGCCAUGUUACUGAAAACAAAAUGCUUGAAACAGAAACUGCCAUCAAAUAAUUGGCUUGAGUUUGUCACUAGGCAUAUGUCUUUAAAAAAAAUAGAGUACAUGUAUACUCAUGCCAACUAGCUAAAUCGGUUAUAAGUACAACUGUUGAAGGGCUUAUGCAACCAAACCAACAAUUUUUAAAGUUGCUCAGAUGUUUUUUUUUUUCACAUGUUGAGAUGUUAAAAUUGUUUGGUUUUUGUUGAGAUAUUUUGAAAAAAAAAAAAAGACAGCAUAUCGAAACCUUACAAAAUCAUCAGGUCACUUGAAAGACUGAUGUAUUUAAUUGUAUACCUCUUACAGUAGACCAUGUAACCAUAUUUACUGAAACAAAAUGCUCGUGACAAAAACUGACUCCAAGCAAGGCUUGAGUUUGUCAAUUGUCACUUUGUCUUCAAAUUAGAGUACACACGGUCCAACUAACCAAAUCGGUUGUAAGUACAUGUGAGAAUCCUGAGAUGUUUUGAUUUUUCAUAUGUUGAAAUGUCGAAAUUGUUUUAGUUAAGAUGUUAAAACUGUUUGACUUGUUGACAUAUUUUGAUGUUGCUGUCGCUAUCUUUUAAAAAAGAUAGAAGUGAUCAAAACCUAAAAGCAUUAGGUCCCUUGAAAAAUGAUGUAAUUCUAUGCAAGUGUUGUAUACCAUGAAUCAACCAAAACUGCCACCAAAUAAUUGGCUAAAUGCCAGUCUGCCAUAAUAUUCAUGUAUUUUGUGGAAUAUUUUAAAAAAUCAUCAAAAAGAUGUUGGGCACAUUUGUAGCACCGUCUACUGAGCCUCCUUCGUAAUUUGUGAUGUAAAGUUAUAUUUUUAUGAAUAAAAGAAAAA